AUGGACCUGUCCGAACAUUUCACUAACAUAGUGUGCAAGUCCUGGCUGCCUACUGCCCCUUAUUUCGAGACGAGGGUGGAAAAUGACCUCCAGAUCUUACCUAUCACCGGCUUCCUGAACGACGGCAAGGCGGGCGUACGCACCUGCGACGAGCUGAGAUACGAUGGUCAACUGGAGGUCGAGCCCAGUUGGUAUCUUGAAGAUGACCUUGUUGAGAUGGCAACAUCAUUACAAGACCACCCCAUGAUUGAUUAUUCUGGGCAGGACAGUAGUUGGACGUUUGAAGAAAAGGUGGCCCACACGUGGGCGAGGUUGGCUGGGUCCAGUGUUUGGCUAGAGAAAUACCAGGUGUUCCUGAGCAUCACGAGGGUUAUAUUCUACGACAAAGGGGUCAAGCAUUGGCCAGCCAUCAGCUUUCUCCGGGGCCAGCUCUAUGACGAGGAGUGGAACGAGUUGAAGAACUAUACCAUCUCAUGGCGCGGCGCCGAUAUCGUGUUUCCCACCGUGUUCAAUGUGCCAGCACCCUACGAAGUCGGCGGAGGCUUCUACGGGCCAGAAGACCCUCGAAUCAUCAUCGAGCAGGGCGUUGAAGAUGCCGAGCCCAUUGUGGUGUUCAACAUGCUCAGCGACCUGAAGACGAUGAUCCGGGCAAUGUACAUUUUCCAACCAUUUUCCAAUGUCACCACCAUCUUGAGUAUCACAGGACAGAAAGAGAGAGCGCCAGCGGAGAAAAACUGGGCACCUUUCUUUCAUAAAGAGCAGGAAACAACCAAGUCAGGACAGACGAAAUGGCCGAGCCGGUACAUCCAUUUCAUCCACAGUUUCGGUCCGCUGACCAUCCUCAAGUGUCAUGUCGGCAACGGUUGGUGUGACAUUGUGUACGAACAGCAGACCACCGAGGGAUUGGCAGGAACCCAUCAUGACGACCACGGACGCAUAAGCGGAGGCACGAAUCUGGUACCUAUGCCGCUCAAGUCGAAAUCUGGAGCACAUGCAUAUGUCGGGUUUCCUAGGUCGCAUAUUGACGUGGGCUGCAAGUCGGUCGCGAUGUACCGACCAGAGCUACUGGUCCUCACUGCGUACGGUGACGACUUUUACCUGAAUUUCUUGUCGGAUUCAAUCGAUUUUGGAGACGCUGCCAUCCCACCCGCGGGUCUUUCGGACCCUUGUGGGGAAGGGCACAUCCUGAUUACCAACAGCAUUGCUAAGUGGGAUCAUUCCAGCCGCAAAGAUGAGAUGACCAUCUCGUUCUCAGUUGCCGACUCCACCGUGCAAAUCUUGCGGUUACACGGGGUGUACAAGCUCCUCAAACACUUGCCGUAUCUUGGCGCCACUCUUCAGCGGGACACGUCCCAGGAUGGGGAGGUGAUUUGGGAUUUGCGAUGGUCGGCCGUGGCCAAGGAUGUUAUUGCCUGCUCGGUGGAAGCUGCGCAGAACUAUUCGAUAGCGGUGGGUGCUCCUUUCAAAGGGAGAGCACAAGGCGAAAAGGACGAGGAUGAACAGGAAGAUGAAGCCACCAAGGAGGAAGAUGAUGCGAGAGACGACAAGGCAGACGAGGGCGGCAAGAUGGUGAUCGAGAACCUCUGGGAUUAA
This is a messenger RNA of Capronia epimyces CBS 606.96, 1593 nucleotides long. RefSeq lists its product as uncharacterized. Gene Ontology annotation, molecular function: mannosyltransferase activity. The record is from RefSeq and is a predicted model, not a curated record. The transcript has a single exon. The coding region runs from base 1 to 1593 and encodes 530 amino acids. Lineage: Eukaryota; Fungi; Ascomycota; Eurotiomycetes; Chaetothyriales; Herpotrichiellaceae.